Molecule: messenger RNA, 528 nt
Organism: Lolium perenne
Lineage: Eukaryota; Viridiplantae; Streptophyta; Magnoliopsida; Poales; Poaceae
Source: RefSeq, a predicted model, not a curated record
GUACACAAUGGGGUAUUACCUUGCAGAUGGCAUAUAUCCACAGUGGGCAACAUUUGUGAAAACCAUACCAGCUCCAGACACCCAAAAGAAGAAGAAAUUUGCCCAAAUGCAAGAGGCGGCUAGAAAAGAUGUGGAACGAGCCUUUGGAGUUCUGCAAGCUCGUUUUGCCAUUGUUCGAGGACCUGCUAAAGGUUGGAAGCGUAAAGAAAUUGGUGAUGUCAUGACAGCUUGUGUCAUAAUGCACAAUAUGAUAGUUGAAGAGGAGCGAGACAAUGGUCGUCAAAGCUACACUUAUGAUGGAAUGGGAGAAAGGGUCACAGUAUCUCGUACUUAUGCAGAAGAGCUGAGUGAUUUUCUUCACAUGCAUCACCGGAUUAAAAAUAAAGCUGAUCAUUCUCAGCUUCAACGUGAUCUAGUUGAGAACAUUUGGCAAAAGUUUGGAAACCAGUGAUGUAAUACAUUUAUUUUCAUCUAGUUUUACCUUUCAUGCAACGAGUGAUGUAAUCCAUUUAUUUUCAUCUAGUUUUA